CUGGGCAACGACCAAAGUGCCUUCCAUACGCCGUCACCGGCGGUGCGUACGUACUACAAGAAUCAGGUGGCUGCUUCGAAGGCCAUCUCGAACAACGGUACCUACAACAACGGGCCAGCGCUGUUUCACAGUAACGGCUCGGAGCUGUUCAAUCAGCCGGGCAUCAAUGGGGACGAGCCGAACAUCUCGUCGCCCCCCGGCUCGACCAAUGAAAGUACGCGAGUGCUGUUUAAGGAAAUGUUGCCUGUAACUGAAGCGAUUACGUCGUCAGAUGCCAGCUGCAUUACGUGUGUGAUCUGCAAGGACCGCGCAACGGGAAAACACUAUGGUGCGAACAGCUGCGAUGGGUGCAAGGGCUUUUUCAGACGGACCAUACGUAAGAACCAGCUGUACACGUGUCGCUUCAGUCGCAACUGUGUCAUCGACAAGGACAAAAGGAACACGUGCAGGUACUGUCGGUUCCAGAAGUGCUUGAAGGUUGGAAUGAAAAGAGAAGGUAAGAUGCGAUUCAUUGUUUUCGGUUUCAGUGUAUUUUUCUGA
Soboliphyme baturini is the source of this 540-nucleotide messenger RNA. The record is from the annotation of a GenBank genome assembly. NCBI's taxonomy places the organism in Eukaryota, Metazoa, Nematoda, Enoplea, Dioctophymatida, Soboliphymatidae.